CGAGAAUACGGUGGACGGCUAGUCGGAGAGGCCUAAAGGGUUGGGGGAAGGAGACGUGGAUUUGAAGUGCUUGUUGGCCUAGAGAGGCGUGAGAGGCCGACUGCCUCAGAAGUCCCGCUGGCAGUCUGCAGCCAGAGCCCUACCAGGACCGAUAGCGUGGGUGUGGCACUUAUCUGCACUCAGUGGAGUGCCGGUGGGGUGAAGUCUUAAGACUUGGAACUCCUCCUUCUCCCUCAUUUUCUCUCCUUUUCCCUACCUCUCGUGGAUGAGUCCUGGACCCAGGGCAAAGACCCCACUGUUCCACCAGCUUAUCAGCCCUGGUUUCUCUCAAGCGGUUUCCCAAUGAGCCGGACUGUGGUUGUGCUGGGCGGAGGCAUCAGCGGCUUGGCUGCCAGUUACCACCUGAGCCGAGCCUCUCAUCCCCCUAAGGUGGUACUGGUGGAGGGCAGCGAGCGUCUGGGAGGCUGGAUUCACUCAGUCCGUGGGUCUGAUGGUGCUAUUUUUGAACUUGGACCUCGAGGAAUUAGGCCUGCGGGAGCCCUGGGAGCCCGUACUUUGCUCAUGGUUGCUGAACUUGGCUUGGACUCACAAGUGUUGCCUGUCCGCGGAGACCAUCCAGCUGCCCGGAACAGGUUCCUCUAUGUAGGAGGUGCCCUGCAUGCCCUACCCACGGACCUCAGGGGGCUAUUCCGCCCUUCACCCCCCUUCUCCAAACCUCUGUUUUGGGCUGGGCUGAGGGAUCUCACCAAGCCCCGGGGCAAAGAACCUGAUGAGACUGUGCACAGUUUUGCCCAGCGCCGCCUUGGACCUGAGGUGGCAUCUCUAGCCAUGGACAGUCUUUGCCGUGGAGUGUUUGCAGGCAACAGCCGUGAGCUCAGCAUCAGGUCCUGCUUUCCCAGUCUCUUCCAAGCUGAGCGAACCCAUCGUUCCAUAUUACUGGGGCUGCUGCUGGGGGCAGGGCAGAGCUCACAGCUAGACUCAGCACUCAUUCGUCAGGCCCGGACUGAGCGCUGGAGCCAGUGGUCACUCCGAGGAGGCCUGGAGAUGUUGCCCCUGGCUCUUGAAACUCACCUGACCAGUAGAGGGGUCAGGGUUCUCAGAGGCCAGCCAGUCUCUGGGCUCAGCCUCCAUGCAGAAGGGCGCUGGAAGGUGUCUCUAGGGGACAGCAGUCUGGAGGCUGACCACAUUAUUAGUGCCAUUCCAGCUUCAGUGCUCAGCAAGCUGCUCCCUGCUGAGGCUGCGCCGCUGGCUUGUGCCCUGAGUACCAUCACUGCUGUGUCUGUAGCUGUGGUGAAUCUGCAGUACCGAGGAGCUUGUCUGCCUGUCCAGGGAUUUGGACACUUGGUGCCAUCUUCGGAAGACCCAGGCAUCCUAGGAAUUGUGUACGACUCAGUUGCUUUCCCUGAGCAGGAUGGGAGCCCUCCUGGCCUCAGAGUGACUGUGAUGCUGGGAGGUUCCUGGUUACAGACGCUGGAGGCCAGUGGCUGUGUCUUAUCUCAGGAGCUGUUACAACAGCAGGCACAGGAAGCGGUUGCCACACAAUUAGGACUGAAGGAGCCACCAAGUUAUUGCUUGGUCCAUUUACACAAGAACUGCAUCCCCCAAUACACACUAGGCCACUGGCAAAAACUGGAGUCAGCUAAGCAAUUCCUGGCUGCUCAAAGGCUGCCCUUGACGCUGGCUGGAGCCUCCUAUGAGGGGGUUGCUGUCAAUGACUGUAUAGAAAGUGGGCGCCAGGCAGCAGUCAGUGUCCUGGGCACAGAAUCUCACAGCUGAUCUCCAACCCACUCAUGAAAAUAAAAGUUGCUGGAGCUUG
Messenger RNA from Nycticebus coucang (slow loris), 1816 nucleotides. It is a transcript of the gene PPOX, whose product is annotated as protoporphyrinogen oxidase. Gene Ontology annotation, biological process: heme biosynthetic process. The transcript has 13 exons. NCBI's taxonomy places the organism in Eukaryota, Metazoa, Chordata, Mammalia, Primates, Lorisidae. Gene Ontology annotation, cellular component: mitochondrial inner membrane. Bases 343 to 1776 code for a protein of 477 amino acids. Gene Ontology annotation, molecular function: protoporphyrinogen oxidase activity, oxygen as acceptor. The record is from RefSeq and is a predicted model, not a curated record.